UGAGCUUCGGCUGAGGAACUGCAGCUGGUCCCAAACAAAACCGGAGGAGAGAUUUGCCCAGGAGCCGGAGACAGGGAGAUGUGUCUGAGUGGAUUAAAAACCCUGACAGUCAUCGUGAUGUUCAUUCUGAUCCCCGAGCCCGAGAUUCCUCAUGCAGCUGGGACUUUUGAGCUUCAAAUUAGAUUGAUGCAGAAUCGCAAUGGCGAGCUUCACAGUGGCGUCUGUUGUGAUGGUGAGCGGGAAACUCCCCAUUCCCGCUGCACACAAGAUGAAUGUGACACACGUUUUCAUGUCUGCCUCAAGCAUUACCAAGUCCGGGUGCUUCCUGGGGGACCUUGCAUCCUGGGGACAGGUUCCAGCUCCAUUUUAGGUGGCAAUUCAUUUUCUUUCAAAAGCAAAAACAGUGAUGAAAAUGCCGGCAGUAUCAGAGUCCCCUUUCGUUUUGCAUGGCCGAGAUCCUACUCCCUGAUACUGGAAGCAUGGGAUUAUGAUAAUAAUUCAGCCAAUGAUGCAGGAACCCAGCAGUUGAUUGAGAGGGUCAUUCAUUCAGGAAUGAUUAACCCAGGAGAGCAAUGGCAACACCAACGGCACCAGGGUCGAAUCGCACGUAUUGACUACAAUGUCCGUGUAUAGUGUGAUGAAAAUUACUACGGUUUGGGCUGCAACAAGCUAUGCCGGCCACGCAAUGACUUCUUUGGCCACUAUAUGUGUGAUUCAGUUGGAAACAAAGUCUGUGUGGAGGGGUGGAUUGGACCACAAUGUGCUCAAGCGGUGUGUAAACAAGGUUGUCAUGAGACCCGUGGCUACUGUGAAGUACCUGAAGAAUGCAAGUGUCACUAUGGUUGGCAAGGGGUCCUUUGCAGCAUGUGCAUUCCAUUCCCAGGCUGCAUUCAUGGAACAUGCUCUGAACCCUGGCAGUGUGACUGUGAGACUAACUGGGGUGGCAUCCUCUGUGACAAAGACUUGAAUUACUGUGGGACACAUCAGCCCUGCCAAAAUGGCGGCACGUGUGAGAAUGCAGAACCCAAUGAGUACCAGUGCAUCUGUCCAGAGGGCUUUGGUGGACAGAACUGUGAUGUUCGUACCUCAGACUGUUCCACAAGUUGUCAAAAUGGUGGUAUCUGUCAG
Molecule: messenger RNA, 1128 nt
Organism: Hemiscyllium ocellatum (epaulette shark)
Lineage: Eukaryota; Metazoa; Chordata; Chondrichthyes; Orectolobiformes; Hemiscylliidae
Product: protein jagged-1b
Exons: 8
Biological process (GO): Notch signaling pathway; multicellular organism development; cell communication
Cellular component (GO): membrane
Molecular function (GO): Notch binding; calcium ion binding
Source: RefSeq, a predicted model, not a curated record